GAAAUAAAUACAAAUCGUGCAAACAAAAUCGCGAGUGCGUUUUUUGUUUAGAUCAUCAGUGAAUGCAUUGCGCAUCAACAGUGACAUGACCGCCACUGCCAUUUUCCCAGUCCACGGCGGCAAACCGGCCCCAACUUUGCCGGAACCUGGUGUGGCAAACCGGUACGACAAUGGCUACCUCCGGAUCAAGUGCCACAAGCUGGAACUCGCACAAAUCACGCUUGGCCUCAUCGCGCUCGCCCUGACCCAGCCGGACCAUUUGGCGGGCCAAACCGGGUUCGGGUACGUGUUCCAGUUUCUGGCGCUGCACCUGCCCCUUCUGACGGCCUCCGCCCUGUGGGACGGCCUCAGCGGGAAGCGGCUAGCGACCGUGUUGCAGCUGGACCCCUGGGUUUGGGAGCUGUACUUUAACUUUGUCGCGGCCACCCUGUACUACGCGGGAUCGUUCGCCGUGCUCGGCACCUCGAUUGGGCACUACAACCCGAGGACGAACAUCCUGGCCGGGGUGGCCGGGAUGUUGGCCUGCCUGGGGCACGGCUACCAGUGGUGGGUGCUGUUUAGGGAGAACGCACUGAGGCGCGCUGUUGAGGAUGAGGUUAGGGAAACCGUUCGGAACGAGAGGGUGGCCGGUGGAGUUGUGAAUGUUUGAAGGAAUCGUUGAUGUUGUGAUUUUUACAAAUAAAACAAACAAGCUACUUCCAGCAAAUUAUGCUUAUACACUAUA
Culex pipiens pallens (northern house mosquito) is the source of this 724-nucleotide messenger RNA. RefSeq lists its product as uncharacterized. The record is from RefSeq and is a predicted model, not a curated record. Bases 86 to 649 code for a protein of 187 amino acids. NCBI's taxonomy places the organism in Eukaryota, Metazoa, Arthropoda, Insecta, Diptera, Culicidae. The transcript has 2 exons.